AUGAAAAAUAGCCAUUCAAUAAGAAGUUUCAUUUUUUUAAAUUUUAUUUCCAUUGUUGUUUGUGAUAAAUUUGACGAACUUCCUUCAGUGGAAGAACUUCAAGAUAUUAAAAAACCGGAUUUGCCUGAAGAUUUUUUUUUAACGCUAAAUUAUACAGCUCCUAAUCUUGUUUACAUAGAAGUUGGAUCCUUCUGGAUAGAAUCAUGCGCGUAUUUAGGUGCAAUGCAAAGAAUUAUGCCAAAUCCGUUGUUUUUUUGGUAUGGACCUAAUAGCAGAAGACCGGUUUUUGGACACCGAUUCAUACCUCUCAGCUCUGGAGACAUGGUUUUUAUGCGUCCAACACCGAAGGAAACGGGGACUUAUUAUUGCAGAUUAGCUAAUAAUGAAGUUCAGGAUUAUUUUGAAGAAUAUGUUAGAUCGGUAAUUAUAUUUACACCUCCUGUGUGGAUACGCGAAAUAUUUUUGCAUUUUUUAGUUCCUUCCUGUUCAAAAAAGGUUAAAGAUUAUAUCACAAGUUCGGCCAAAAAAUAUUUAUGCAAGCAAGACACAGAUUGUUUGUAUCAGACUUAUCUCGUAAAGUGCAGUUCAACUUCGGAGUUUGAAGAAAUGCAAGAAGCCCGCUUACUUAUUCGUCAGUAUUUACACGAAACUUUUCCAGCGUUGCUACCUCCUAAUUGUGGUAUAGAAUGUUUUAAUGCACGAUCUAUAGAAGAACUAGAAACAUUUUCAAAUCUUACUUUAAAAGAAUUACGAACAUAUAUGAGAUUAGUUCAUCGAGAAACUGUACAGAUGCUUUUGCAAGAUAAAAAAACAACUAUGAAACCCCGUCCAGUAUGUAAAGAAGGAUAUGAGUUGUUCAAUCACAACGUUUGUGUACCAUGCGAUAUCGGAUAUGCACGCCAUUUCAACAUUGACGAUCAAAAAUGUUAUGCAUGCGGCAUGCUUAGUUACUCACCAGUACUUGGAAAUCAAGAAUGCCUCUAUUGCCCAAUUUUUAAAUUAACGGCUAAAUUUGGCUCAACAAAAUCAGACGACUGCAUAUAUUUUUUUCAGUCACCGAUUGCUUUGGUUCUUUUAAUACCGUUAUUAGUACUUUUAAGCCUAAUUAUCGGUUUUGUUGUGUCCGUUUGUUGCGCUACUGAUACGUCAAAAAGGGCAAAAUCGUUCCAAUUUUUUCAGGAAUGUUUUUGCAAUGACCAAAAUAAGGUUAAAUACAAAGAAUUACAGAAAAAAGAUGAAAUGUUAAUGCAAAAACUCCGAAGUAAAAUUAGAUAA
This is a messenger RNA of Helobdella robusta, 1275 nucleotides long. RefSeq lists its product as hypothetical. The coding region runs from base 1 to 1275 and encodes 424 amino acids. The transcript has 2 exons. Lineage: Eukaryota; Metazoa; Annelida; Clitellata; Rhynchobdellida; Glossiphoniidae. The record is from RefSeq and is a predicted model, not a curated record.